UCCAAGGCUGGAGCACGGACCCAGCGCAGUUCACUGUCUACAUUUGGUUUUGUUGUUGACAUCGUUUCCGGAAAUACACUGGGUCGGAAUUCUGGAUUACUGGAUGCUGGAGCACGAAUCCAGCGCAGAUCAUCGUCAGAUGUUGACUUUGCUGUUGACAUCGUUAAUGUUGAUCUUAUUCACAAGUAUUCCCAACAAACGCACGACGCAAAAGAAAACUGUCUAAUGGAUGAAAUCCUAUUCUUUAAUUAGUUUAAUAAAUCAACUUUUUUCUUACGGCCAGUUUGUGUUUUGAAACUGAACUCAAAAUCAGAACUGCAGUUUAAAAAUGCGACAGGCCAUAGCCGCAACCGCCUUGGUGGCAGUCAACAACUCAUCUUGCGAGAUUAGCUCUUUAGCUUGGCUGUUCACCCGAGCGUCUUUUCACAACAAUGGCGGCCAAUAUUAUGGAUAACUACACCGAACUUCUAGCCACGCAAGACGAGAAUGCUGCUACGAAUAAAACUCGCAACGUGCGCACUGCGCCCGACACCUGUGCCAGUCUGACGGAUGAUCAGGACUCGUGUGAUUCCUUGUACGGUGAUAACCAGCCGUAUGCAUCACGCAAAGCAAAAGAGGAAGUGGACGUGCUGCCAGCGUACGAAGCGGAGUGCCCUGUGGAUCCUCAUGAGCCUGAACGCUCAGACACGACGGACUCGUCGCAUUCCUCCGAGUCCUCUCUGGACGGGUCAGAUCAAUCGGAUAGUUCGAGUAAACGUGAAAUCCCGAAGAAUCGCGCUGCGAUACACAUUCCUGCGGAUAAAAACGACAGUCUUCACGGGAGUUGGUACAUACUGUCCACACUGGGAGAAGGCGCUUAUGGCGACGUUAAACUUGUGGAGAACGUCGCACAGCAAAAACUUUUGGCAAUGAAGGUUAUUCCAAUUCAGAAGACUAUAUCGACGGAGGAAAAUCGACCUGUGUUGGAUCUGGUUCAGCGAGAGAUCUUGAUUCACAAGAAUAUCCGCCAUGAGAAUAUCAUUGAAUUUGCUGCUACACGGAAAACGUUGGCGAAUACGUACAUCUUUCUGGAAUAUGCGUGUGGCGGUGAACUGUACGACAGAAUCGAGCCAGACUUUGGUGUUCCUCGCAAUAAGUGUCACAAAUGGUUUGUGCAGAUUAUGAAUGGAUUGGAUUACCUUCAUCAAAUGGGUAUUGUGCAUCGCGAUAUUAAGCCCGAAAAUCUGCUUUUGGACCAGAACGAUGUCAUAAAAAUUUCUGAUUUCGGCUUGGCCACAUUGUUCCGCGACAAAGGCAAACUGCGAGAAAUUACAACUCGCCGUGGGACUGCUUCGUAUGUUGCGCCGGAGGUAUACAAUCGUGAUAAAUUCCAUGCCCAGCCAUUGGACAUUUGGUCGGCCGGUAUUGUUUUGGUAACCAUGGUCAGCGGUGAACUGCCUUGGGAAGCGGCCAACGUCGAGCACGAGGCCUACUGUUCAUGGAAAAUGGCUUCGUUAACGCUGUCACCGUGGAACAAAAUGCCUACUGAAUGCAUAGCGAUUUUACGAAAAAUGUUGGACCCACAACCGACAGCUAGAGCCACGAUUGAUGACAUUCGGAACAACCACUGGUACAAGAGAGGGUUCACAGAGAGAGCGAUUCGUGCUCCGCCGCCGAAGCGCAUUCGAUUUGACAUCAAUAUUCUUACCCUGCCACCGAAAAGUGAUUGCCACGAUGAUAGUGCUAACGAUGCGGACGUUAUGGAUAAAAUGUUGUCUCAGCCAGUAAAACUGGAAGAUCUCUUACUAAGUCAGUCACAAGGCGUCGAUGCGUUGAAGGAACAACAUCCCAUGGCACGUUUGGUGAAACGUAUGACGCGAUUCUUCUUAUCAUGUGGCGUCCAGGAAGCCGUUGAUACACUGAAGGAAAUCCUCGACCCGAUGCAUAUGUCAAUCACGCACAUAUCCUCUGGAUCGUACACGAUAUCUGGAAAUGAUCGCUACCGAAUACCGUUAGUGCUGAAAUUGUCGUUCGUCCAAAUCGGAUCGAAACUCCUCAUGGAUUUCCGUCUGUCGAAGGGUAACGGAUUGGAGUUCAAGCGUAUGUUCACUAUUUUCCGGCAGAAACUGAAUCAUUUGGUUGAUGAGGAACCAGUGGCUUGGAAAGGAAGCGAAGAUGACGACGGUGAUGAACUUAUCGGUAAUUCUAGUAAUUCUAAGGGAUUCUGAUUUCGAAAAUCAGCUCCUUCUCUCACUUGUUGUGAAUUUUUCGUUGUGCAUUUUUCUUCUUAUCAUGCGGGCAGGUUUGAUAAGAAAAACGGUCCGCAGGAAUUUUUUUCUUUGAUAAUUCUGAUUUUUGACUUUUUAUUCUGAUGCCUAAAAAGCGUUAGUGUCUCGACGCGUGAAGGUGCUAUAGCAAGGAAUGGCAGUUUCUUGAUAUUACGUUUAUUUUAUUUUCUCGGUGUUCUAAUUUGUGUUUUAGUAUUACGUGAAUUAACUAUCUCUGUCAACAUACUUGAUGAUGGUUUAGCUAUUUUGUGACAGAAAAGUCGAGCUGGGAUAAACAUUACUUUUAGUCUAACUCUGCUCUUUACGAAUUUGUAUUCUUCGUGUAUUUUCGUUAUUUGUACCCUUGAGAAAGAUUAAG
This is a messenger RNA of Paramacrobiotus metropolitanus, 2625 nucleotides long. Its product is annotated as serine/threonine-protein kinase Chk1-like. The record is from RefSeq and is a predicted model, not a curated record. Lineage: Eukaryota; Metazoa; Tardigrada; Eutardigrada; Parachela; Macrobiotidae. Gene Ontology annotation, molecular function: ATP binding; protein serine/threonine kinase activity; tau-protein kinase activity. Gene Ontology annotation, biological process: protein phosphorylation; intracellular signal transduction; microtubule cytoskeleton organization. Gene Ontology annotation, cellular component: cytoplasm. The coding region runs from base 432 to 2207 and encodes 591 amino acids. The transcript is spliced from 12 exons.